Messenger RNA from Poecilia latipinna (sailfin molly), 3551 nucleotides. RefSeq lists its product as uncharacterized. The coding region runs from base 182 to 2137 and encodes 651 amino acids. Gene Ontology annotation, molecular function: GTP binding. The record is from RefSeq and is a predicted model, not a curated record. NCBI's taxonomy places the organism in Eukaryota, Metazoa, Chordata, Actinopteri, Cyprinodontiformes, Poeciliidae. The transcript is spliced from 4 exons.
UUAAUCCAGUUCAGCAAAACUCAACACCCUGCAGAACCUGAUCUACAGACGGCAGAGGACUUUCUAAAAAGGAAUCUGUCACUCUAUUGGAAAUCAAACAUCUUGAGAUCAUCUGGAUCUGCAGGUUGUUGCCAACACCCGACCAAGGCAGAUUGACACCAAAGAAGAACCAACAGUCAGGAUGUGCCUGUUAUUGACCACGCCGCUCUUCAUUGCUGUGGUUGUAAUACUUCUGUUACUCUGGCAGAACAUCAUCACUGUGGCAGACUUACUCAAAGGAGCAAAGCAAGUUUCAGAUGUAGUAAUCCCAGUUUUGGACGAUCCAAAGAUAUCAGGAGCGCUAACGCUAACCGUCACUGCGGUGUUCAUUUUGACAAACUCACUGGAAACGACUCUGUUGGCUAUGGUUGAUAUCGCACUGUGGCUGCAUUGGCUCAACAUCCUCCCACUGAGAGAGUUAAUUAGGUUAGCUACAGAGUUUUAUCAGUCAGUCGUACCGAGAACAAAUCAGACCUGCACUGAUUCAAAGCCUGAAGCUAAACGAUUGGCUGAUAUUGUUAAAGAAAAAAGCACUUUACUGACUUCACAAACUGGCCAUGCCCCAAUUUACAGACUUCCUCUAGAAGAGAAACAGACCAACAUUAAUGGCUGCAAGAGUUUCACUUUUGGAGAGAAAUCCAUGAAUUGUAACAGAAACAUCAUGGUUCUUGGAGCUGCAGGUGCUGGGAAGUCCACUGUCAUCAAUGCGAUGAUGAACUACGUUCUGGGCGUUAGAUGGGAAGACUCGUUUCGGUUUAAGUUAGUGGACGAAGGUCAGUCAGACUCACAGGUUCACAGUCAGACAUCAGAAAUCACAGUGUACAAACUCUACCACCAGGAGGGAUUCAGGGUGAACUACUCCCUCACCAUCAUAGACACUCCAGGCUUUGGGGGAACCGGCGGCGUAGACAGAGACAAGGAGAUCACAGAGCAGCUGCGUAACCUCUUUGCUAACCAGGAAGGCGUUGGUGACAUUGAUGCUGUGUGUUUCGUGGUUCAGGCAGGUCUAACUGAACUGACAUCAACACAAAGGUAUGUGUUUGAUUCAGCUCUCUCAAUCUUUGGCAAAGAUGUGGCAGAAAACAUCAGGAUCCUGGUGACGUUUGCAGACGAGCAGCAGCAACCAGUUGUAGAGGCCAUCAAAGUGUCCGGUGUCCCAUGUCCUAAAGGUGCAGACGGGCUGCCAGUUCACUUCAAAUUCAAUAACUCAGUGCUGUUUGCUAACAACAAAUCCUUAGUGGCAAGGACUUGGUCCAAUGAAGAGAAAACCUUUGAGUAUUGGAACAUGGGGACAAACAACAUGCCAUGUUUCUUUGCUAGUCUAGCCAACAUCAAAAGCGUAAAAUUGACAAUGACCAAUGAGGUCCUGAAAGAAAGAAAACAUCUGGAGAGUACAGUGGAGGAGCUGCAGAAGCAGGUUAAACUUGGCUUAGCCAAGCUUGAGGAUAUCAGGGAGACGAACGACAAACUCAAAGAGCAUGAAGCAGAGAUCAGGAAGAAUGAGGACUUUGAGUUUCACGUCACUGUGAGAAAGAAUGAGCAAGUCGAUAUUUCUCACACUGGGGCAUUUAUCUUCAACUGCAUGCAGUGUCAUGUUACCUGUCAGUUCCCUUGCUAUAUACCAAAAGAUGAGGAUAAAAAAGGAUGUGAAGUGAUGGACAAAGAUGGAUACUGUACAAGGUGUCCAGGGAAAUGUUUCUGGAAUGUGCAUAGUAACCAGAGCUUCAGAUGGGAAUAUCAGGAAAUUCAUGAGACGAGAACAGUGAAAGAGCUGAAAGAGAAAUAUGAGAAGGCCUGUGGACAGAAGCUAACCUUAGAGCAGCUGAUGAAAAAUCUGAUGUCUGAGUAUCGAUCUAUGCAGGAUGAUGUGGUGAAACUGAUUGCAGAGGCUGCAAAAUGUCUGAAGAGACUGAAGGAGAUAGUCCUGAACCCAAAUCCUCUCACCACUCCAGAAUACAUUGACUUGCUCAUUAAAGGAGAGGAACAGGAGGCCAAGCCAGGCUGGAAGGAGAGAGUUCAGUCUCUGAUGAAAAUGAAGGAAAAGGCAGAGAUCAUAGCUAAAGUAGAGAAGGGAGAGCAAAUCCUGGCUAAUCAGUAAUCUACUGAUGCCUUCACCACAAAUCUAAACUCAGAAUUGAGCCAAUGUGAAGCUAAAAUAGAUUUACCACACAAGUGGAAUUAUGAUAUAUAUUUAUAUAUAAAAAAAAACUUUAUCAGACAUUACUUUGGGUUUAUUUCAAAUUAAAUUUAUUACGUCAUGAGUGAAAAUGUAAAGUACCACCUGGAAUGUUAUGUGUUUUUUGAAUCCAAUUGAUCCAAUUUUUGGCAGAGCUUUGUUUUUAAAAGGACAUUUUUUCAGUUACCCAAACUGUAGCAGCUUUAUGUGUGUUAGCCACCUGAAAUGUUCUGUUCAUCUGGAGGAUUCAUUUCAUUUUGGUUGGACAGCAAAUCCUAUUUUAACAGAAACAUUUACCGUACCUUCAAGUUUCCAAUUUAACUUGUAUUUUCUUUUGUGUUUUUUUUUUGGUGUAGAUAUUUUUAUUGAAUUUCUAAGUAAUUUGAGGGGAAAUUGUAAUUUCUUUGUGAAUCACCUAAUUCUUAUGAGCAGUUUAAUAUUAAACUUUCUUCUUUUAUACUGUUUUUAGUUUAUCUUUGGGGUUUUUAUGUUUCUUUGUUUCCCAUAUAUUUAAUUUUGUGUCGUUCCACUUUUAAUUUUAUCUGGUUGCACACACUGCUGCAUGCUUGCUGUUGAGAAUAUAUAAUUGUGUGUUUUCCUCUAUCUUUUUUAGCUAUGUAUGUAUUAUAUACACAUACAAGCACUCACACGUUAGGGAACGUCUUCAAAGCUACGGAUAAAGGAAAUGACACACUAGGGAACGCCCUCUUUAGGUUUUCAAUUCCCUUUGUUAGGCUUUAACAAAGGGAAUUGAAAACUGUUUGAUGCCAUUUUGCUCUGUUAGCCCAUGAGGAUAGCAUGAACAAAAGGACAAGCUGUAUUUCAGUCUUAAUAAAUGGAGUUCAUUAAUGCAACUCCACUGACUCUUCAACUUCAUACAUCAAGAACCUAAUGGAGAAAGGAUAGGUCUCCACAUUACAUAACCAUGUCAUGCAUGUAAUACAGUCAAUGAUAAACUGAUAACAGGCCAACAUCCCUUAGCGAGUUUGUAGAACGAGGCAAAGACAAAAGCAUCCAUUACUUGCUUCUCUCCGUUUCACCCUUACGAUGUGCUGAGUGAAGCCCGGCGCUGCCACUGCUCCAUGUUAAUAUUCAUCCAAAAUACAUUAAAGAUCUGCUGCUGCUGUUUUUUCAACCUUCCAGACCUCUGAGGUCUGAAUAUAGAGAAUCAGGAUUCAGCUUCUCUGCACCUCACGCCUGGAACAAACUUCCAGAAAACUUAAAAACACCUGAAACACUGAGUCCCUUUAAAUACUCUAAUUAUACUGGGCUUAAAACCCAGUAGAGUUUAUUGUGAACCAUAAUAAAUGGAACAUUGACCAACUUAUUUGGUGGC